Mastomys coucha (southern multimammate mouse) is the source of this 1473-nucleotide messenger RNA. RefSeq names its product ketohexokinase (gene Khk). Lineage: Eukaryota; Metazoa; Chordata; Mammalia; Rodentia; Muridae. Gene Ontology annotation, biological process: fructose metabolic process. The transcript is spliced from 8 exons. Gene Ontology annotation, molecular function: ketohexokinase activity. The record is from RefSeq and is a predicted model, not a curated record. Bases 365 to 1261 code for a protein of 298 amino acids.
AGGGAGAGGAACGCAGGCUCUGGUGCUCCGCCUGUGGAGGAGAGGUUUCUGUUGCUAGACUGAGCUUGUCCGGGUGGUCCAGGGUCUGCAGAGCAGCAGGCGCAGAGGGACGGGAAAGGCGCCGCAUUACAAGUGCGCUUUCGCUUUGACGGCUGAGGCAGAAAAGUGAGAGGGUCUGCCAUUGGCCGGACUAGGUAACCAAACCCUUGCAACUGCAAAAAACUCCCUGCGGGAGGAGCUCUGCAUGCAGAGGAGGAGCCAAGGUAGCCUGUGAGAAGUUGGGACACGGUCCUCUGGUAGAUAAGAGGAGGAGCCCGGCAGGAAUCCCCACCGCUUGCGGGUAGGAAGCUUGGGGAGCAGCCUCAUGGAAGAGAAGCAGAUCCUGUGCGUGGGACUGGUGGUGCUGGACAUCAUCAAUGUGGUGGACAAAUACCCAGAGGAAGACACAGAUCGCAGGUGCCUGUCGCAGAGAUGGCAGCGUGGAGGCAACGCGUCCAACUCCUGCACGGUCCUUUCCUUGCUUGGAGCCCGCUGUGCCUUUAUGGGCUCGUUGGCCCCUGGCCAUGUUGCCGAUUUUGUCCUGGAUGACCUCUGCCGACAUUCUGUGGACUUACGAUAUGCGGUCCUUCAGACCGAGGGCUCCAUCCCCACUUCUACAGUCAUCAUCAACCAGGCCAGCGGCAGCCGCACCAUCCUGCACGCCUACAGGAACCUGCCAGAUGUGUCUGCUAAGGACUUUGAGAAGGUCGAUCUGACCCGGUUCAAGUGGAUCCACAUUGAGGGCCGGAAUGCAUCAGAACAGGUGAAGAUGCUGCAGCGGAUAGAGGAGCACAAUGCUAAACAGCCUCUGCCACAGAAGAUCCGGGUGUCGGUGGAGAUAGAGAAGCCCCGGGAGGAGCUCUUCCAGCUGUUUAGCUAUGGAGAGGUGGUGUUUGUCAGCAAAGAUGUGGCCAAGCACCUGGGGUUCCAGUCAGCGGUGGAGGCCCUGAGGGGCUUGUACAGUCGAGUGAAGAAAGGGGCUACGCUUGUCUGUGCCUGGGCUGAGGAGGGUGCCGAUGCCCUGGGCCCGGAUGGUCAGCUGCUUCACUCGGAUGCCUUCCCACCACCCCAAGUAGUAGACACUCUCGGGGCUGGAGACACCUUCAAUGCCUCUGUCAUCUUCAGCCUCUCGAAGGGAAACAGCAUGCAGGAGGCCCUGAGAUUCGGGUGCCAGGUGGCUGGCAAGAAGUGUGGCUUGCAGGGGUUUGAUGGCAUUGUGUGAGAGGUGAGCGGUGAGAGGCACCUGCUCGACACCUCAGAGGCUAGCACCAUUGCCUGCCAUUGCCUUCUCUACUUCAUCCAGCCUGGCAUCCGGCUGCCCACUCCCUGGGCAGGUGUAGGCUGUGGAACGGACUCUGCCCGGGUCUGCAUCUCUGUGUACCUGUCUCCUCUCUGCAGAUACCUGGAGCAAAUAAAUCUUCCCCUGAGCCAGCA